Messenger RNA from Pelobates cultripes (western spadefoot toad), 519 nucleotides. The record is from the annotation of a GenBank genome assembly. NCBI's taxonomy places the organism in Eukaryota, Metazoa, Chordata, Amphibia, Anura, Pelobatidae.
AUGUCUCACCACAAGAGCAGAAAGAGCACUGUAAAAGCAGAGAGGCUCAAUUUUUUUGGCCAGAAAAAUAUAUUUGCGACUCGCAGUUAUGUUUUCCAAGAUUGCAAUGACGGCUCCGAUGCGGCCACCUCCACGCCGGACAUAGAAGGCCCGUUGGUUACUGAACCAGUGACACAAGGCUACCUAACACAGGCCCUGGAUGCACUAUCCACCAAACUAAUCGCGAGCUGGCAAUCCUCGCUCAACACCCUGAGGCAAAACACACAGGAGCUUGGGUCCAGAACGUCCCACGUGAAAAACAAGCUUGAUGAAUUCGUCACGACGCACAAUGAUCUAGCUAGCCACUUGGAGUAUUUAGAACAAAAACUCACUAUCAUGCAAUCUAAACUCAUGGACAAUGAAGACAGAGCCUGCAGAAAUAAUCUAAGGCUUUGGGGGGUGAGACAAGGGGGAUGCACCCUAUACCCAAGACAGGGUAUCAAACUCUCUGGGUACACAACACUAUUAGAAUGCUACUGA